GCUCUGCGCAGGCGCGGGAGCAGGUCGCAGCAGCGCUGGGCCUCGGCUUAAGCUGUUGUUGUGCCGCCCCUCCCCCACCCCUACCCUGCGGCGGCCCAGCGCUGCAGGCCGCUGACUCCAGCCCCAGCACCCGGGACUGCGGACUUCGUGACCCUUUCCUCGGGCUUGUCCGCGCCGGAGCAGCUCGGGACUGCGCAGCACUCCGCGUGCCGACAUGGGAAAGUCUUUUUCUCAUUUGCCUCUGCAUUCGAAUAAAGAGGAUGCUUAUGAUGCAGUCACAUCAACUGAAAAUAUGAGAAAUGGAUUAGUCAAUAGUGAAGUCCAUAAUGAAGAUGGAAGAAAUGGAGAUGUUUCUCAGUUUCCAUAUGUGGAAUUUACAGGAAGAGAUAGUGUCACUUGCCCCACUUGUCAAGGAACAGGAAGAAUUCCUAGAGGACAAGAAAACCAACUUGUAGCAUUGAUUCCAUACAGUGAUCAAAGAUUAAGACCAAGAAGAACAAAACUGUAUGUGAUGGCUUCUGUGUUUGUCUGUCUGCUUCUUUCUGGACUGGCUGUGUUUUUCCUUUUCCCUCGCUCUAUCGACGUGAAAUACAUUGGCGUAAAAUCAGCAUACGUCAGUUAUGAUGUUCAGAAGCGUACAAUAUAUUUAAAUAUCACAAAUACACUGAAUAUAACGAAUAAUAACUAUUAUUCUGUUGAAGUUGAAAACAUCAUUGCACAAGUUCAGUUUUCAAAAACAGUUAUUGGAAAGGCACGCUUGAACAACAUAACCAAAAUUGGUCCACUGGAUAUGAAACAAAUUGAUUAUACAGUACCUACUGUCAUAGCAGAGGAAAUGAGUUAUAUGUAUGAUUUCUGUACACUGAUAUCCAUCAAAGUACAUAACAUAGUUCUCAUGAUGCAAGUUACUGUAACAACAACUUACUUUGGACAUUCGGAACAGAUAUCCCAGGAGAGGUACCAGUAUGUUGAUUGUGGAAGGAACACAACUUACCAGCUGGGGCAGUCUGAAUAUCUAAAUGUACUUCAGCCACAACAGUAAAAGCAGAGAUGCAGCUGGGGAAGAAGAAAUAGCUGUUGAUAUUUUCAGAACUCUGUAGGAUGAGGUACUUAACUUCCUGAUAGAUCUUAAAUUGAACAACCUAAAGUUUACACUUCUACUUUAAGAGUGUAGCUAAAAGUAUGUGGACUUGUAGAUUAUCAUAACUCUCCACUCUGUGUUCAUCAUAUUUGUACCAGGAUCUUUACUUGAAUCUGAAUUUACUGAUUGGUUCUCUUCUCUCCUGGUCUCCCCCCAAAAGGGGCGAACUUAGACUUCUACAGGACAAUAGAUAAUUAUUUGAAAUUCAUAGCUCUAAUCACUACUGAAAACAUAAUUUUGGUGAUGAACAUAGUUUGAGAAACUUUAUUUCUGAAUGCUUUUUAUAGACUAUUACUGAGGGCCUCUUAUUCAUGGAAGACUUUUAAAGAAUAACCUUUUUUUUCCCUGUUUUAUAAAUUCCCAUUGCUACUUGGUAGUAUUUCAACUAUAUUUAAGCUUUUAGCUAAAUGUUCUUAUUUGUUCAUUUGAAGUCCUCAUUUGCAUGUUUUUGUCAGUCUUAUUUCAAGCUAGUGCUUGCUUGCAUAACAUUUAUAAACCAAAAUAAUCUUUGCAUAAUUCUGUACCUAACAUUUUUAAAAACCUCGAAAUAAUGUGUUUCACAUGUUUUUCCAUGUUAGUUAUAGUUCUGUGAAAUUUUUGUGUAAAAACCUAAUCAUUUAUAGUAUUGUAAAUAAAUUGUGCAUGGCUUUUAUAUAGCUUUAAUAAUUGUCAAAGUGGUACAGAUUUAAAAUGUAGUAAGUUGCUCAUUAAAAUUAAAAAAACAAAAAUGAAAUUCAGAAACCUCUAAAUGUGAAUAUUGUUGCAAUUACAUAUUAGAUCAGGCAUAAAGUAGGUUUGAAAUAAAAUAUUGAUGCUCCACUUUUUUUUAAUGUUGCUUUUCAUACUAAAGAAUUGUGAAGACACUUAACUUUUCACAGCUGUUAAGUACCCAAGUCAUCAAUUUUAUGAAUGUUUUAGAGGAGGAAAUUACUUCUUUGGUAGAAAUUACCCAGGGAAUCAUGUUAUUAAAUGAUGGUGGCUAUAUCAAAAUAAAACCUAUAUUAUGCUUUUAAAAAUUUAAUCACUUUGCACAUCGUGGAUAUCAUGCAUCUAGCAGUUAACAUUUUUAUAGGUUUCAACUUUUGAUUUGGGUUUUAUUUAAAGUUAUUUUCAAGUGUAAAUUAUUGACUUACUUUGCUGUUUUAUAUUUUUAAUCCUGUUUCCAUUUGGGCUUUUUGCCUUUUCACUUACCAAGUUCUGAGUACCUUUUAAAUACAUAGCACUGAGCGUAGGGGCUGAAUAUGAUACCAAAAACAGUUAAGUGGCUUGAGAUUAGUUUUCUUCUGUUUUCUAGUGACAGAAAUCAGGCCACCUACCCCUUCUCCCCUCAAAGUGCCUAACUUAGGUCUGAAACAUACUUAUGAAUAAGUCUGACUCUCUGAACUAUAAAACAUAAGCUUUAUUUAAUUAAUUAGAGCUAAUGAAGCCCUCCUUUCUGCCUUUAAACACACUCAGGUCUGCCCUUAGCUUUCAUAUCCUUUUCUCUACAUUUUCCUGAGUGAAUAUUUAAACAGGUGAAAUGCACUAACUUCCUUUUUUUCAAUAACUACUUAGACUUCCCUUAAUCCAUUGCUAAUUCACCCAUCCUUACUAUUGAACUAAAGUCACCCCUUUAAAUUUAUGAACUUUGUAGUCCAACACAAUCUGUAAUUUCUUUUCUUCUAUGUUUUUUGACUACUCACCUUUUCCUUGAAACUACACAGUUCUCUACUGUGUAGAUUCAUUUUGCACUUUUCAUAUCAUCUUAAUUUUUUUUUUUCAUUCUCCUGUCUUUUGAUAUCUUUUAUUGAGUAGUAAUCUAGACCCUUUGCUGCCUCAAAAUUUCUACUGUUUUGGCUUCAACAAUCACCUAUAUUGGGGCUUCCACAUCUGUUUCUACACACAUGACCAGUAACCCAUCUAGUUUCUCAGUUAGCUAAUGACUUGGAAAGUAAUAGAUUUCACUGUCUCUGUGUAAAAUCAAACAAUGUUAAAAAUUUUUUAUCAUAUUUUGUUUUGUUUGCACCUUGUACUCAUGCCCCAUUUCUUCAAGAUCAUCCUUCAGAUAUGUCUCCUUCAAAAUCAGUCCUGAUUUAUUUUCCUGAUUUGUAUCUUCAAACCUUGGAAAACUGUGUAGUGUAAAUUAAAUGGACUUUUCUGUUGACUUGUGGCUCUAAUAUCCUUUUAUAGUACAUGCAAAGUAUCUACCGAAGAGUCACGAAAAUAAGGGACCAUUUGCUUUUAAUGACUUAGUUUUGAAUAUUUUUUCUUCAUCUUUGAUUUAAAAACUCUUUAUUAUACCUGCUUUCUGUAGAGUUCAAGUCAGAAUAAAACUGGAAUUUGAAAUAAGUUAAAAAAAAAUCCCAAUAAUAGAGAAAUAAAGAUCACUGUGACUACUUUUA
Messenger RNA from Phacochoerus africanus (Common warthog), 3522 nucleotides. It is a transcript of the gene TMEM106B, whose product is annotated as transmembrane protein 106B. The coding region runs from base 215 to 1042 and encodes 275 amino acids. The record is from RefSeq and is a predicted model, not a curated record. Gene Ontology annotation, biological process: lysosome organization; lysosome localization; dendrite morphogenesis. Gene Ontology annotation, cellular component: lysosomal membrane. NCBI's taxonomy places the organism in Eukaryota, Metazoa, Chordata, Mammalia, Artiodactyla, Suidae. The transcript is spliced from 8 exons.